Emiliania huxleyi CCMP1516 is the source of this 642-nucleotide messenger RNA. RefSeq lists its product as hypothetical. NCBI's taxonomy places the organism in Eukaryota, Haptophyta, Isochrysidales, Noelaerhabdaceae. The transcript has 5 exons. The record is from RefSeq and is a predicted model, not a curated record. The coding region runs from base 1 to 642 and encodes 213 amino acids.
AUGCCCCCGGCAGUGCUGCUAGUCAUCAACUUGCGUAUUAGGGCCGCAGCAGACUGCUGCUGUGGCAGCAGCAGCAGCCUGCUGCUGCCUGAUUCAGUCAAGCCAGCGGUGCAGCGAGGCGUGCAGAAUUCGCGCGGUUUUGUCCCUCCUGAGGCUGAGCGCAUUCGAGCCCGUCGACCGGAGUUGGAUGGUACCACGCGUCUCACUGAGACGCGGGGUACUGGCCAUGGCCGGGCUACGGAGCGUGAGUCCGUCGCCGUCCUCGACGCGCAGUGGGUCGUCCGCCACGCCGAGGCGGGCGGCGUCCUCACCCACCGCCAGGCGCUGCCCAAAGAGGCCUUCCUCUCUUUCGCCGACCUCGUCGAGGCGACCGGCAAGUAUGACUGGCUUCCCGUGUGCACCUUCACGCCGAGCAUCCCGGUGGCCAUCUAUUCGCGCGGCGAGCUGGUCCCCAUUCCCGCAUCGGGGUUGAAGCUGCGGGUGUUUGGCGUCACGCUCACGCGCGAGCUGCUGCAAGACGUCUACAAGAAAGGCGAGUUCCUCUGCAAAAUUUCGACGCGAGCGGGCGAGGAUGGGAACUUUCGCCGCCUGCUUGCCGUGGCGCGGCUGCUGGUGCUCGAGGGCGGCCGUGCAGUGGCGUGA